AUGUCUGACAUCAAGGGAGAAAUCAAUUCAAUGGAAACUGCAAUAGAUGCUAAUGACAUGUCAAAAUUGUUUUGUGUUACAUCUAGUGUACAUUUAUACAGAAAUCUUCCUCCCAAAAUUAUGUUAUCUUUACCUAAAUUUAGUCCAGAAAAAAUCCAAGGAGAAGAUUUAAACAAUCUGUUUGGAACCAUAUCAUCAAAUUCUUUAACUUUAGAUCAACAUGGCUACAGCAUGAAGACAACACAGAAAUCACCAGAAGCUGGAUCCUCUCCUCCAGUCAAACAGCUGCUUGAUGAACCCGAGACUGUCACCACCAUACACACUGGGUAUGGAUACCUUUAUAAUGUGGCCUGUCUUAGUGAUGAAGAAAUCUGGACAAGCGGAAAUGACAGCACCAUGAAACAUUUAAGCAUCAAUCGGGGAUCACUACUCAAGUCAAUCACAACCAAUACCUCCUCUGGUGACCUCCUGGUUAUCAUGAACAGUGAUGAUUACACACAAACAAAAGUUGUCCGAUACUCUGGCUCCACAGAGAAACAAACCAUUCAGUUUGAUUAUAAGGGUAAACCUCUCUAUUCAUCUGGUGGUAAUAACACAAACUACAUAACUGAAAACAGGAACCUGGAUAUCUGUGUGAAUGAACCAUUCACUCCACAAGGAAUCACCACAGACAGUCAGAGUCACAUCCUUACAGCUGAUAUUAACAAUUACUGUGUCCACAUCAUAGACCAGGAUGGACAGUUCCUCUGUUACAUAGACUGUAGACUGAGUAGUCCCAUGGGACUGUGUACAGAUACAGAUGACAAUCU
This is a messenger RNA of Saccostrea cuccullata (small rock oyster), 809 nucleotides long. RefSeq lists its product as uncharacterized. The record is from RefSeq and is a predicted model, not a curated record. The transcript is spliced from 3 exons. NCBI's taxonomy places the organism in Eukaryota, Metazoa, Mollusca, Bivalvia, Ostreida, Ostreidae. The annotation marks the transcript as partial.